UAUAAAUGACCCGUAUUGGAAUCCUUUAAUCAAAUAUGAUAGAACCAAAUUAAUAACUUUAUAAGUAUUGAGUUCAGCAGUUCGCCUAUCUUGGAUGAUUCAGUUAUCAAGAAAUAUUAUAACAAGCUCUAUAAAAUAAACCUGUUGUUCACAAAUGCAACCCAGUUGAAAGUCGCUAUCUUCCUAGCUGAUCAACGCUUACGUACAUUCAAUAAAUGUCUUGCUAACUCUAAGACAAGUCCCCUUUUGAACCUCGACAUUUAUGGGAAAUCUGUAAGAUCAAAUGCAGACAAUGAUAGUUUUAAAACAAAGUUAAACCUGGAAUGUCUUUAUAGGAGUCUUUCUCCAGUGCUGAAUAAUCUACAGCUUUCUUUGUUGCUCCAUAGAUUCCACCUCAGUCGUAGAAUUAUUGGAAGAAUCUUUACAGAUGCAUCCCAGACUGUGAAUAUUCAAUUUUCUCAUUGAGAUAUGGAAAUGGGUGGUGUAAAAGUUAGCAAUUUUUUAAAAUAUGCAAUAAGGAGAGUCAGGCUGGUUUACUGUCAAGAUGUAUCUAACCUCGAGGAAACACCUUGUAUGGAUCUUAUCAUAGCAUUAAUUUCAACUAAUCUAUCAAACUCCCUCGAAAACAUAAAUCUUGAAAGCUCAGGCUUCACAGGAGAAGACAUCGAAACUCUUUUCCACGACUACGAAUUCUUCAAUUUAAAAUUCACAAUCCGCCAAGGUAGCGAUACCCGCAUUCUCGAAGCCCCCUCAACCACCCCCCAAAAGAAACCCAAACAGUGAUCUAUUUUCUAACCCACCCCCUUAUCCCCCUAAAAAUCUUAAUUUCAA
Messenger RNA from Moneuplotes crassus, 831 nucleotides. Lineage: Eukaryota; Ciliophora; Spirotrichea; Euplotida; Euplotidae. The record is from the annotation of a GenBank genome assembly.